Molecule: messenger RNA, 1506 nt
Organism: Linnemannia hyalina
Lineage: Eukaryota; Fungi; Mortierellomycota; Mortierellomycetes; Mortierellales; Mortierellaceae
Source: the annotation of a GenBank genome assembly
AUGGGACGACACAGCAACAACUCGCAUGACGGAUGGCUCACUAUCCAGCUCAACGACCCAUACAUCACCAUCCCAGACUCUUCUUCCUCCUCAGCUUCAAGCAACAUCCCGCUAUCAGAUGCAGAGCAAGAUAAACACCAGUACGAAUGUACACUCAUCGAACAGACAGAACACUUUCUGUCACCGACUACAACCGCUGCCCAUACCAACAACAAUAACAACAGCCACCCACAUGUCCUCCCGGCAGGCACUCAUAGGUUCGCCUUUAAGUUUACCCUCCACGAUCGACUCCCCCCCGUCAUCUCCUCAAGGGCCAUCAACAUCCAGUACCGCCUCACCGCUUCUAUCCACACGGCCUCCUUCCUUCCUUUCUCAUCGCCUCAUAUCGUUUCAAGGCCCGUCGUGCUUUUGCAAAGAGAUGAGUUGCCAUCGGAUGAUCUCUUCAACACUGCGGUCCUUAGAGUCGCCACACAAAAAUCAAGUCGGUUGUCGGGUCAUGUCAGUAUCCCAUGUUCUGUCAUUCCUCAGUCUGGAACGAUCCCUUUGGUGGUCAACCUGGGACUCAAAGGAAAUGCUUCGUCGGUUAGCAAAAUCACGAUCGAGUUACUGGAACGCAUCCUUGCCGUCGAUGAUGCUGAGGACCAGGAGGAUGUGUUGCUUCACGAGCGGUUAGUGACUCGACAGAACUGCCCGAUUCAGGACUGGCCUGGCUCGACGAUGGAUGAGCCAGUGAUGAUCGCCAAGCGACUCAUGUUCAAGGUCCCUCAAUUGCCUCUUUCCGCCUGGUCCUCAGUCGAGAGCGAGGAGGUCACCUCAUUGACAAGUUAUCGAGCUGGUCUCGAAAAAGGCCAUAUCCACGCCUCUGGAGACUACCGGCUAGGAUCCUUGUCCAACAACAACACCGCAACCGAUAACGGUGACAAUGGCGACACGAGGCACAUCCGCAUCCGACACUUGAUCCGGUUCACUUUCCAGAUCCGUGGUCUCACCGACCCAUCCACCUCCUCUGACGCAGAAACCAUCGAAACGGAAUCGUUCCAAAAGGACACCGAUGUCUGGAUCGUCGGCAAUCAAGAGUACCGCGAGGACGACACUCUCCCACCCAGCUAUUACCGGUCCUUCUCCACUACCCUCGUCGACAGCGACAAGAUCCACGAGAUAGACCAACGUGCAAUCGAAGCUCUCCAGGAUGACAUCCCUGACCUUAUUUUUCCACCUUGUUACGAGGACUGUCUCACUCGCCUCACACACACCGUCUCGUCUUCGUCAACGGUCGCAGGAAGCUCUGGAGAAGGAUCACGUUCGAGUUCUGUGUCGAGUUCUCCAACACUGGCGUCUUGGCGUCCUUCUGUCGAGAGUCAGAGGAGUGGGAUGAUGAUGGAUGUGAAUGUGUCACAUUUCAGUCUUGCGGAGAGCCAUGGUAGUCAGGAUACUUUUGCAUAUGACUUGCAGGCGUAUACGAAUCGAUACUCGCAAGCCAGCCCUGUUGUCGUCCUUGCAACGUAG